GCGCCGUCCGCACCGUUUACUGUAUAAUCACAGUGGGGAAAAAGAGCAGGCAACAAAACUAAAGCUUUUUUACGGCAAAGCGACUGCUGCCAUGUAAAUAACCGCCAGGGAAACAAAGGGGGUAUAUCAACAGGGAUCGUUUUAGGUGUGAUGAAACAAAGGAACAAAGGAUGCCUUAGAAGAGAGGCAGUGACGAAAGGCUGGAACCUGCUUGAAAGCACACCAGAUGGAUCUAUUGCUCCACUUUCCACCCAGAUCAUGAUACUUGGCUAAAGCUUUAAGCAUUCUCUAUGAUCUCUCCUCCAUCUAUGGCGAACUAUAGCCAUGCAGGGGACCACAACAUCUUGCAAAAUGUCUCUCCGCUUGCCACUUUUCUCAAACUGACCUCCUUGGGUUUUAUCAUAGGCGUCGGCGUGGUGGGAAACCUCCUGAUCUCCAUCCUGCUGGUCAAAGACAAGAGCCUUCAUCGAGCUCCCUACUACUUCCUGUUGGACCUCUGCGCCUCUGACAUACUCCGCUCGGCCAUCUGCUUCCCGUUCGUGUUCACCUCUGUGAAAAAUGGCUCGGCCUGGACGUACGGCACGCUGACCUGCAAAGUGAUCGCCUUUUUGGGCGUGCUCUCCUGUUUCCACACUGCCUUCAUGCUGUUCUGCGUCAGCGUGACGCGAUACCUGGCGAUCGCCCACCAUCGCUUUUACACCAAGCGGUUGACCUUCUGGACAUGCCUGGCCGUCAUAUGCAUGGUGUGGACCCUGUCGGUAGCCAUGGCGUUUCCACCGGUGCUGGACGUGGGCACGUACUCCUUCAUACGAGAGGAGGACCAGUGCACCUUCCAGCACCGGUCCUUCCGUGCCAAUGACUCGUUGGGUUUCAUGCUGCUCCUUGCACUUAUUCUCCUGGCCACCCAGCUCGUCUACCUCAAGCUCAUAUUUUUCGUUCACGACCGCCGAAAGAUGAAGCCCGUCCAGUUCGUGCCUGCCGUCAGCCAAAACUGGACCUUCCACGGCCCGGGGGCGAGCGGUCAGGCCGCCGCCAACUGGCUGGCCGGGUUUGGCCGGGGACCCACGCCUCCCACCCUGCUGGGAAUCCGGCAGAACAGCAAUGCGGCGGGCCGCAGGCGUCUCUUGGUGCUUGACGAGUUUAAGACUGAAAAGAGGAUAAGCAGGAUGUUCUACAUCAUCACCUUCUUCUUCCUGAGUCUAUGGGGACCCUACCUGGUGGCCUGUUACUGGAGGGUGUUCGCCAGGGGUCCGGUGAUACCGGGAGGCUACCUGACGGCAGCCGUGUGGAUGAGCUUCGCUCAGGCGGGAGUCAACCCCUUCAUCUGCAUCUUCUCCAACCGGGAGCUCAGACGUUGCUUCAGCACCACGCUCCUCUAUUGCCGAAAAUCCAGGUUACCUAGGGAACCCUACUGUGUUAUAUGAAGGCUCCGUGUUGCGUUGAUGUGGUCUCUUUUUGGAUGCCCUGACCGAUCAGGGAUGUGUUCUGUUGUACAGCUAUCUCCCUUUUCUCCUCCUCCCUUUCCGAGGCCUGUAGUCGAACGGUCAGCUCGAACCGCGGAGCUCGAAUGGAAUAAGCAAGGACAGAGGACAGGUCCUGCGUUUAUGUUCUAGUAAACCAUUAAAGCGAAAGGCCAUUUGAAACCCAAUAAGCAAAAAAAAGAAAAAAAAUUCAAAAAUGAAAGAAAAGAAAAAAAUGGAUAAAUACACAAGGGACUGACCUUUGCUUUGGAUAUUUUGAAGACUGAGGGGUGUUGAAUAAACAGGUACCUUAAAGGAACCAAUGGAAUCGUUUCGUGUUUAAAAGUUGCACUAAAGUGAAGACAUGAAGAUUUUUUUCUCGCCGAGUUGCAUUGCAAGGAUGUCUUGUUUUUAUUUCCGAACUGAAAUACGAAUGCUUUAACUUGCAACAGACUUCUCUAUCACUGUAAGUAAACAAAACUUGUGAGGUGACUAACUCUGUUGGAAUACACCUUCACGAGAGGAUAAUUUGGUUUAAAUGUAAGUGAGAUCUUUUUUCCUUUUAGGGUGGUUUUGGGUGGGGCGGGGCGGGUCUCAACGGGGGUACUGUUGUGUGGUUUCCGGAAAUUGCAACUUCAAUUAUUUCCUGUAGUUUUAUGAUCCAUAUGGUAUGUGUCUGUUGUCUGCCGAUGUUUUUUUCCUAUCUCAUUUUUCUAAGUCUAAAAACAAAUGUUUGAAUUUUAAAAGUUGCUCUUGAGAACCUUGUACUUAAAUCGAAAGUGGAGAACCACUAAAGUUCAGUGUGUCAUAUCCAUGUACCCGACGCUCACGUUUUAUUACAAUUUGCUGAUACCACUCCAACUGGUCUUGCCUUAAUAGUUCUGGUGUUGUUCAUUUUAUCAUUUGCAAGGUGAGGGUUGUUUUCUUAUCUACUCUCUCUCAAAUGUCGUAUAGGCAUACAGGGAGGGUUUCACAUCAGGGUGAGAAGUGCGUGUUCAUUUGAAAAAGAAUAUUCACGUUCACAUCAUGACUAACCGUUCAACGACGGACCAUUUCUUUUCCUGUAACGUUUGCUACAUCCCACUAAGUGCGCAGAGCACGGGGAGCAUGUGAGCGUGGAUGUCCGAAUGUGUGCGCGUGUGUUUUAGGCAAAGAGCUGUCAUGUCAAGACCAGAGCCUUAGUCUGAAAUCUUGCACAAUUUGUAAAAAAUGUAAUAAGAAAAACGAAAAAACGUUGUAUUUAAGGCACACAGUCUUGUUUCUACUUUCCCAACAUUUGCUCUCUACUAAUUGUUUUGAUUAACUUACUUUUUUCUCUUGUGGCCAUUUUAAUAUUUAUUCUGUAUUCUUUUUGUAUAUUAUAGGUAGAUAGUGUGUAAGUUUGUGAGUCUUUCAUUUUGAAGUCCCGAAUGUGAGUACUGUUUAAGUUAGGACUGCAAAUGCUGAAAGUUAAC
This is a messenger RNA of Triplophysa dalaica, 2914 nucleotides long. RefSeq names its product G protein-coupled receptor 85 (gene gpr85). The coding region runs from base 291 to 1424 and encodes 377 amino acids. Gene Ontology annotation, cellular component: plasma membrane. Lineage: Eukaryota; Metazoa; Chordata; Actinopteri; Cypriniformes; Nemacheilidae. The record is from RefSeq and is a predicted model, not a curated record. Gene Ontology annotation, biological process: G protein-coupled receptor signaling pathway. The transcript is spliced from 2 exons. Gene Ontology annotation, molecular function: G protein-coupled receptor activity.